CCUCAAAUAUAUAUAUCCUAUAUCCUAUAUAUCUUUUGAAACUCCUUCAUAUAUAGUAUCUUAUACUCCAUUUACGGUUUACCUAUAUAUAUCUAGAGUUUUGACAGAUGAUGCUUUUACAUGAUACAAGGCAAACCUAGAUCGUCUCCUAGAUCAUCCAUCUUCCAUCUCCCCUCCGUUCAGCUUCCGUGUCAUACAUGAACCAAACUACCCCCCUUAAACAAGAUCAACAGUCCUCGAUAAUCAGUCGUAAUGGAGAGGCUUCACAGCUCGAGGCUUAGCAGGUGGGCAGAGAAGGUCGCUGUGGAUCACGAAGAUGGCCUCACUACAGCCCAACUCAUGUUAACAAAUCACGAUCUCAAACCUGUCGAACAUGAGCGUCGUCAAUGGGGGCCAUGGAAUUUUGUUGGCUUUUGGAUUGCCGAUUCCUUCAACAUCAACACUUGGAUGAUUAGCUCGUCUAUGAUUGUGAAUGGGCUUUCGUGGUGGCAGUCAUGGCUUUGCGUGUGGAUUGGGUAUGCAAUUGCCGGUACCUUCAUCUGCGCGACCGGUCGCAUCGGCGCCAUGUACCAUAUCGGUUUCCCCGUCGUGAACAGGUCUAGCUUCGGCAUUUGGGGUUGUCUCUGGCCCGUCUUUAAUCGCGCCGCUAUGGCUUGUAUUUGGUAUGGCGUACAGUCGUACAUCGGUGGCCAUUGCGUGUACCUGAUGAUCCGGUCUAUUUGGCUAAGUUGGGAUCGCGAGACCAUUCCAAACACGUUCUCGCCAUCAUCGGGCACGACCACAGCUGACUAUGUAUCGUUUUUCCUGUUUUGGCUCGUGUCGCUUCCCGCUAUAUGGUUUCCAGUACAUCAGAUUCGACACCUCUUCACUGUCAAAGCUUACUUCGUCCCUUGUGCUGCCAUCGCCUACUUGAUUUGGGCUUUGGUUCGUGCUGGCGGGCCAGGUCCUAUUGUUCGACGAGGUGCAUCGAUAGAAGGAAGUGACCUUGCUUGGGAAUUCAUCAAAGGGGUGAUGAGUUCGAUUGCCAACUUCGCAACACUCAUCGUCAACGAUCCUGAUUUCUCUCGUUUUGCCGGCAAGCCGCGUGAUGCGCUAUGGUCCCAGUUUUUCACCAUUCCAAUUGGGUUUGCCGUCACCUCUUUGAUUGGUAUUCUAGUUUCAUCGAGCUCACAAAUCAUCUAUCCUGGGACUGAGCCAAUCUGGGACCCCCUGGAUCUAUUAGAACGGUUUAUAAAUGACGGCGGUUCCGGUCAACGUUUCGGUGUCUUUGUCAUUGCCUUCGCCUUCGCUCUAGCUCAAUUAGGCACGAACAUUGCAGCAAACUCGGUUUCAGCUGGAACCGACAUGACUGCAUUGCUACCGCGAUUCAUCAACAUCCGUCGUGGUGGCUAUAUCUGUGCCCUUGUCGGCUUGGCUAUGUGCCCUUAUAAUCUGCUUACAUCGUCUAAUCAGUUCACCACAUACCUCUCCUCUUACUCGGUCUUUUUGAGUUCAAUCGCAGGCGUCAUGUGCAGCGACUACUACUUGGUCCGCAAGGGCUAUCUCGAUAUCAAGGAACUCUACGAUGCUCGCAAGACUGGGCCGUACUAUUUUACUUAUGGUAUUCACUGGAGAGCGUAUGCAGCAUAUAUCAGCGGUAUCCUCAUCAACGUCGUAGGCUUUGCUGGUGCCGUUAAUGGGGGCAAUGUUCCUAUAGGAGCGACAUACAUUUACAACUUCAAUUUCUUCUGCGGGUUCAUUGUUUCCUCGGUGAUGUAUUGGGGGCUGUGUAAGUUAUUUCCCAUCCCAGCUUGCAGCGAUACUUGGAUGGAAGUGGGAGAUCAGAUCGACGAAGUCAGACUAGCGUACGAUCAAGGCAGUCAAGACUUUAAUCGGCCGACAUAUGAUCCACCAGGUUUGGACGUGGAGGCAGUCCUGGGUAGCAAGUACUACAAGGACCACUCGAAAGAUAUAUGAUAGAGAUGAGGUAGUGCGUAAAUAGUUAAUACGGUCGCAUCAUGAUCGAUCGCAUACAAAUGUAUAGGUACCUAACCUAGGUAUGUUAAGGAUUGGGUACAGGGCAAUGUCCUAAUUUUCGGUAUGACUUUCGAUAUUUGAGAAUAUGUGAGAAUAUGGUAUUAAU
Messenger RNA from Hypoxylon fragiforme, 2122 nucleotides. Its product is annotated as permease for cytosine/purines, uracil, thiamine, allantoin-domain-containing protein. The record is from RefSeq and is a predicted model, not a curated record. Gene Ontology annotation, biological process: nucleobase transport; transmembrane transport. Lineage: Eukaryota; Fungi; Ascomycota; Sordariomycetes; Xylariales; Hypoxylaceae. The coding region runs from base 253 to 1956 and encodes 567 amino acids. Gene Ontology annotation, cellular component: plasma membrane. Gene Ontology annotation, molecular function: nucleobase transmembrane transporter activity. The transcript is spliced from 3 exons.